Messenger RNA from Sardina pilchardus (European sardine), 2142 nucleotides. RefSeq names its product ring finger protein 144B (gene rnf144b). Gene Ontology annotation, biological process: protein polyubiquitination; ubiquitin-dependent protein catabolic process; positive regulation of proteasomal ubiquitin-dependent protein catabolic process. The transcript is spliced from 8 exons. Gene Ontology annotation, cellular component: ubiquitin ligase complex; mitochondrial membrane; cytoplasm. Gene Ontology annotation, molecular function: zinc ion binding; ubiquitin conjugating enzyme binding; ubiquitin protein ligase activity. The record is from RefSeq and is a predicted model, not a curated record. Bases 325 to 1206 code for a protein of 293 amino acids. Lineage: Eukaryota; Metazoa; Chordata; Actinopteri; Clupeiformes; Clupeidae.
UCUCGCGCCCGCUGUUGAUGACUCGGGCGGUACCGCUCAGGUCUUCUUCUUGGGCGAUGGCGGGGAGGGACAUCUGCUAAUCGGACUUUUAAAUGGGUGGUGCUUUAGGAUGCCGAGCUGACAGUAGGCCUGCAAGUGUUUUUCUUGAAUACACGGAUGUGUGUCAACAGAAGUGUCAAAGACUUUGCGUCGGUGGGGAAGGACCGGAGCAGCCACACUGAUAGCAAGUUUCCUCUCGUCCACAGGGCCAUGGCGGGUCUCUCUCAGGUGUCUUCCUGGGUGAGGGGGUAAACAGGCAGCAGGUUCCCAAGCCUCUUCUCCACCAUGGCAGACAGUGCCUCCGCACCACCAGCUACCAUCUUCUGCAAGCUGUGCCUCACCCACCACCCAGAGGGCGAUGCCAGCACACUGCACUGCGGAUGCGUUUUCUGCACUCAGUGUGUGCAGCAGUAUGUGAGCCUGUGUGUGCGUGAGGGUGGGGGUGCCCUGGUCACCUGCCCUGACCCUUCCUGCCAGGCCACGCAGGGACUCUCCGACUCCGAGGUUGCCUGCUACGUGUCUGAGGAACAGUUGGAGUUGUACAAGCGGCUGAAGUUUGAGAGAGAGGUGCAGCUGGAUCCCAGUAAGGCCUGGUGCCCAGUGAUACACUGCCAGGCUGUGUGCUGCGUCGUGCCCGGUGUAGAGGGCACACCGUCGCCCGUGCCCGUCCCCUGUCCGGCCUGCCACACCAUCUUCUGCUUCGACUGCAAACAGCCGUGGCAGGAGGGGCACGUUUGCCCCAGUAGCCAGCCCCUCAUGUCUGCCUCCUCAGAGGGGGACAGCUCUACUGAUGCCCCCAUCAAGCAGUGUCCCAUCUGUGGCAUCUACAUCGAGCGCAACCAGGGCUGCGCCCAGAUGCUCUGCAAGAACUGCAAGCACACCUUCUGCUGGUACUGCCUCCAGAACUUAGACGGUGACAUCUUUCUGAGGCACUAUGACAAAGGCCCGUGCAAAUACAAGCUGGGCCACUCACGGGCCUCUGUUAUGUGGAACAGAAUGCAGGUGGUGGCCGUGCUCGUGGGUGCCAGUAUCACCAUGUUGCUUACUUUUCCUUUGCUGCUGUUGGCCUCCCCAUGCAUCUUGUGUUGCGUCUUCAAACCCUGUCAUGGAAAGAAGCGGAAAAAGAAGACCAAAAAGAAUGGCAGAAGCGUUCCCUCUGACCUCUAGCCUAGUUUGCUCUCUCUCUCUCACACACACACACACACACACACACACACACACACACACACACACACAUAUAGAUAGACAAACACACACACACACACACCUGCACGCAUACACACACGUGCACACAUGGAUACGCACGAAUACAGAUAUGCACACACACACACACACACACACACACACACACACACACACACACACACACACACACACACACACACACACACACACACACACACACACUCUUUGAUCACUUUCAUGUGAACUCACACCGGAAGAGUACGGAGAAACCCAAACCAGUCUUGUUACUGUAAGGGUACACAAGUGCCUCGCUCUGCAGUGCCUGGUAUUUGGUGGUGUUUCUGUGUUGCCUUCCAUUGAUUUAUGCAAAAUGUGUUGUUUAUAAGAUAAACAACCACAUAUUUGGACCAUAAACAUGUAAAUAGUUCCUUGAAACAAUGUGAAGCAUUAAUUUGAUGCAGGGGGAAAAUACAUAUAUUGUAGGCCUACAUGUAUUGAUGUGGAGGGACAUGUCAUGAUAUCAUUUUAGAGUUACAGUAGGCAGCAGUACAGAGUAAGUGCACUGCCUGCUGUUCAAGCAGCGGUAAAGAUUGAAGAGGCGUGUGCCAAGAAUUACUGGCAAAGGUUCAGUGUCUGGCAUUUGCACACAUUUAAGUUGUCAGGUAACUUAAAGAGGUGUUUUAUGCUAGUUGUUCAAUGUGAAAGAUAUGAUGAAAUCUGCCUAUUGUAUCUUUAAAUGUUUCCACCUGUUGUUCCAGACCAAAGGUUAUAUUGGGGGUAUGUGCAUGACUGACUGCUUAUGUAAAUUUCUGUUCUAUAUUCACAUGAUUGGGUUAUUUUUACAUUUUGUUGAUAUUUCUGCCUGUGAUAUUUUGUAAAAUACCUUCAUUACUAAUUAAAACAAUGAAUAUGAAUGUU